UCUGUGGUUGUUUUUAAUUUAACGUCGGAAUCAGAAAGGUAUGUAAAAUCUUGUAAAAUUAAGGAUACGUUUAUUAUCUUUCUACAUUCUCUUUAUUUAUUAAUAAAGGAUGCUUACCUAAGAUUACAAAUGUUUAUCUAAAAUUAGAUAUGUUACAUCUGUAUGGGGUAACUGGAUGAGUUGGUUUUUAAAAGUUGUUAUAAAUAUUAUAGAACAAAUUCAAGUAAAGAAGGUCAUGAAGGUGAAAAAUUUGGCGGUGUUUGAUUUUGACCACACAGUCAUUAAUGAUAAUUCAGACACUGUUGUUCUUAAUCUUAUUGAUAAAUGCAAAAUUACAGAUGAUUUGCGAAAUUUGUACAGAAGCGACGGUUGGACGGCUUAUAUGCAGGGAAUAUUCGAAGUAUUACAUGAAAAUAGAGUAGCACAAAUACACAUUGAUAAUAUAAUAAAAGAAAUUCCAGAAGUUGAUGGCAUGAGCACUUUGAUCAAUGAACUGCAUCAUAACAUGAAUUAUGAUGUUAUAAUCAUAAGCGAUUCAAAUACUCAUUUCAUUCAAACAUGGCUAGAAGCAAAUAAUUUACACACAACCGUACUAAGAGUGUUUUCAAACCCAGCCAAGUAUAAUGACAAAGGUCAGUUAAGGAUAAAGAUGUAUCAUUUUCAAGAACAGUGUACUUUAAGUACAAAAAAUCUUUGCAAAGGAAUGAUUUUAGAGGAUUUUAUGAGAAGUCAACAUGCUAACAAAGUUAAAUACGAUAGGGUUGUGUAUGUAGGAGAUGGUCAUAAUGACCUCUGUCCUAUUUUACGAUUAACUGACAAAGGAGUGGCUUGUGUUAGAAAUAAAUAUAAAUGUUCAGUUCUGUUAAACAAACUUUUAAGUGGGGAGAAUAUCGAAGGAUUUGAUAAGAAUAAGCACUGUCUUAAGGCUCCAGUCUGUAUCUGGGAUAAUGGACAUGAAAUUUUAGAUUUUAUCAAGAAACUUAAUUAAAGUUUUUUUGCAGAAAAAUUAGACUGAUCUUUGCAUUUAAUAGAUGAAUAUUUUGUGAUCUAUUCUUUAUAGAGAAAUACAGCUACUUACUUAUGUAUAUUUAUUUUAACUUAUAUUUUAUUACUGUACCUAGUACAAUGUAUGUACAAUUUAAUAUUUUAUUGCUAUAUGGAGUAAUGAAAUGAAACCAAAGAAUUUGCAUUGUUUUUUUUUAUUAUACCUUACACAUUUCAUUACAUUGGCACCUAAUAAGGGUUAGUAGCCACUUUAUCAUCAUUUUGAGAUAUAUUUACAAUGAAUUUGUUUGAUACUUCUCAUUUCUCAUCAUAUAUAAUGUAUACUGUUAGACAGAGAGCUGGCUACAUAAAAAACCUUAUCAUCGUUACAUGGAUAAUUUUUUGUGUGAAGUAUCCUUUUGUGUAGCCAUGGUGAAAUAGUCAUGUCUGCCAGCGAAAGAGGCAUAGAAUUUUGACAAAAAAAUCAUCGCACACAUGCAUGUCGAUUGUUGGAAUGUCAUGUUUAUUGUUAAUUAAUUUAAAAAGCCGUAUGCAAAAGGGCAGACAAAAAAUCGUUAUUGAAAU
Molecule: messenger RNA, 1569 nt
Organism: Sitophilus oryzae (rice weevil)
Lineage: Eukaryota; Metazoa; Arthropoda; Insecta; Coleoptera; Curculionidae
Product: probable phosphatase phospho2
Exons: 2
Coding region: 176-988 (270 amino acids)
Molecular function (GO): phosphatase activity
Source: RefSeq, a predicted model, not a curated record